This is a messenger RNA of Phragmites australis (common reed), 3397 nucleotides long. Its product is annotated as receptor-like protein kinase HERK 1. The record is from RefSeq and is a predicted model, not a curated record. Gene Ontology annotation, molecular function: transmembrane receptor protein tyrosine kinase activity; ATP binding. The transcript is spliced from 2 exons. Gene Ontology annotation, biological process: protein autophosphorylation. NCBI's taxonomy places the organism in Eukaryota, Viridiplantae, Streptophyta, Magnoliopsida, Poales, Poaceae. Gene Ontology annotation, cellular component: plasma membrane; plasmodesma. The coding region runs from base 573 to 3083 and encodes 836 amino acids.
UGUACGGGCAUUUUUGCUAGUAGAGAGACAAGUUAUCGGCUUCCAUCUGCCUGCGUGUUGUCUGCUUCAAGAAACCGCCUCCCACCGUCUGCGCACGCCUGCAGAAGAGGCUCGGUUCUCUUCACUUUGCUUGGCUCCUGCCAGGAGAGCGCCCUCGGUUCUCCGGCCUGAUUGAUCCUCGGGUGCUUUGGGAUUUUGAUGCGAAAGUUUCGGUCUUGUGUGGUACGAUACGAGCAGAGCAGAGCUUUUUUUCUUCGUAGGGAGGGGGCGCUGCUUGGGGCCAGCAAUCAGCAGAGAUCGAGUUCUUGGGGGAUGCUACAAGGGUCUUGCCUGAUAAGGAAGGUUUCUUCCAGGCCUAUCUUGCUGUGAUUUCAUUUCCCCCCUCUCGCCCCAGCAAAAAAUGAGCUUCUUCACACCUUUCUCUCUCACCGAUUGCUCCUGUCGUUUGCAAUCUGGAACGGCUAGCUCCGAAAGAAAUUGAGCGCAAUCCAGUCCUUGAAGCUUUCAACAUCUCCGCGCAAUCCAUGUCCCUUCCGUCCUUUUAGCCCAAAAUCUACAGUUCUGCAGCAGAAAUGGCCAUGGAUAGGACUAUUAAGCUAGUUCUAGGCAUUUCUGUGGUCAUCUGGAUUCUUGGCACCUGCAAUGCUGAUUUCACCCCUGCGGACAACUACCUCAUCAACUGCGGUUCCAUGGUCGACGCGACUGUCGGCCAGAGGGUUUUCGUGGCUGACAAUUCCGGUUCCACUAUAUUGACAUCCCCUCAGAGCAUUGCUGCAAUCACCUCAUCGAAUUCAGUCUCCAGUUUCGACGAUGCUGCGCUGUAUCAAACCUCCAGGAUAUUCACUGCACCGUCGUCCUACUCCUUCAAGAUCAAGAGCCGUGGCCGGCAUUUUGUCCGGCUCUACUUCUUCCCUUUCAGAUACCAGAGCUAUGAUCUUGCCACGGCAAACUUCAAAGUGUCGACGCAAGAUGUUGUUCUCCUCAACAGUUUCAGUGUGCCGAGCAGUUCGCCGCCAGUGUUCAAAGAGUAUUCUUUGAACAUUACCAGGGACAUGCUCAUUCUUACAUUUGUACCACUUGGGAACAGCACACCCUUGUCCUUCAUCAAUGCUAUUGAGGUCAUCUCGGUUCCUGAUAAUCUAAUAACUGAUUCGGCGCAAACUGUGGAUCCUGUCGGUCAGUAUCUUGGCCUGUCGACGCAACCAAUGCAGACAUUCUACAGGGUCAAUGUAGGGGGACCAAAGGUUACUGCUGAAAAUGACACACUCUGGCGAACAUGGGCUAUCGAUCAGAGUUUCUUCUUGAAUUCCACUGCCACCAGAGUUGUUAAUUACUCAGGAAAGCUAAAUUACCAAAGAGGAUUAGCGACACUGGAGGAUGCACCGGACAGUGUCUACAACACUGCAAGACAGUUGGCUGUGCAGAACAACACCAGCUCUGUGUCCAAUAUGACAUGGCAAUUCAAUGUUGACGGCCGUUCAAGCUAUCUCAUCCGGUUCCAUUUCUGUGACAUAGUGAGCAAGGCUGCGUAUCAGCUCUACUUUGAUGUUUAUGUGGAUAGCUGGUCAGCGUCGAAAGAUCUUGAUCUCUCCACUCUAGGUUUUAGUAACUUGGCAGUGCCGUAUUACAUGGAUAUUGUCUUGCUAUCAAGUGAUCUGUCUGGUAAGCUCAGCGUCAGCAUUGGCCCUUCCAGCUUAAAGAAUGCGGCGCUGGAUGGCAUCCUGAAUGGUCUGGAGAUCAUGAAGAUGAACAUUAGUACCGGGACUGUUGACAUCGUGGCACCACCGUCAGUCGCAAAGCGGCAUCUCGCUGUCAUAUUGGGCUCCGCUCUUGGAGUUGUUGCUGCUGUCAUCAUUGCUACUGUUAUCUGCAUCUUCUUCAGAAGAAAGAAGAAGCCACAGCCACCAUCGACAAGUCGGCCCUCUAGUUCUUGGACACCACUCAAUGGUCUUAGCUUCCUUACCACAGGUAGCCGAACCACCAGCCGGACCACUCUUACAUCUGGAACUACCAGUGACACGAGCUACCGGAUUCCUUUUGUUGUGCUGCAAGAUGCGACAAAUCACUUUGAUGAGCAAAUGGUCAUUGGAGUUGGAGGCUUUGGGAAGGUCUACAAAGCAGUGAUGCAAGAUGGUAGUAAAGUUGCAGUAAAGCGGGGCAACCAGAAGUCUCACCAAGGGUUGAGGGAAUUCCAGACUGAGAUCGAGCUGCUGUCAGGGCUGCGACACCGUCAUCUUGUGUCGCUGAUUGGUUACUGUGAUGAACACAACGAAAUGAUCUUGGUGUACGAGUACAUGGAGAAAGGCACUCUGAAGAGUCAUUUGUAUGGCAGUGAGAUGCCUCCUCUCAGCUGGAAGAAAAGGCUGGAAAUCUGCAUAGGAUCUGCAAGAGGGCUCCACUAUCUUCACACCGGUUUUGCAAAAUCAAUUAUCCAUCGUGAUGUCAAGUCAGCAAAUAUUCUCCUUGACGAAUGUCUCUUGGCCAAGGUUUCUGAUUUUGGCCUCUCAAAGGUUGGUCCUGAAUUUGAUCAGACACAUGUUAGCACGGCAGUGAAAGGGAGUUUCGGGUAUCUUGACCCUGAGUACUUCCGGAGACAGAAGCUGACCGACAAGUCAGAUGUAUACUCAUUUGGUGUAGUGUUGCUCGAGGUGAUCUGUGCAAGGCCGGUAAUCGACCCAACUCUUCCGAGAGAUAUGAUUAACCUUGCAGAGUGGGCUGUUAAGUGGCAAAAGAGAGGACAGCUUGAUCAGAUCGUCGACCAAAGGAUCGCUGGGACAAUCAGGCCUGAAGCAUUGAGGAAGUUUGGAGAGACGGUUGAGAAAUGCCUUGCAGAAUAUGGCGUCGAGCGUCCUACGAUGGGCGAUGUGCUAUGGAACCUGGAGUUUGUGCUGCAGCUGCAGGAGGCAGGCCCGGACAUCUCCAAAAUCGAUAGCAUGAAUCAGAUCUCUGAAUUGCCUUCAAAUACCAAGAGAGUAAGCUCCCUAGAUCUAAGCACUGCAGUUGAAAGCCGUAUGCCAAUCGAUUAUUCUGACAUGUCGACAAGUAACGCCUUCUCACAGCUGAUCAAUGCUGAGGGGAGGUGAACUGGAUUGAGUUGUUCCAGAGUAACUGAAAAAAUGUUGAGUUACAGGAACUAGAAAGAGAUGCCUCUUGCUUGACUAUACUGUCUGCCGCUUCGCUCCGAUAUAUAACACCACACCAAGUUCUGAAUUGCAUUGAAAUUUUGCUUACCUCUUGUAACUACAUGCAUUAUUGAAAGAAUGGGUAGUUUGCUGGAAUUUCAGAGUGUGUUUGUCAAAAAACCUUUGCUCGAUAUUGCUGUACCUGUUUGUUUUGCUCAAUAUUGCUGUACCUGUUCGUUUUGCUCAAUAUUGCUGUACCUGUUCGUUUUGCUCAA